Amaranthus tricolor (Joseph's coat) is the source of this 1333-nucleotide messenger RNA. RefSeq lists its product as uncharacterized. Lineage: Eukaryota; Viridiplantae; Streptophyta; Magnoliopsida; Caryophyllales; Amaranthaceae. The transcript is spliced from 3 exons. The coding region runs from base 905 to 1228 and encodes 107 amino acids. The record is from RefSeq and is a predicted model, not a curated record.
CCUAUACUAUGUUUGGAUAGAGGUAUAGGAAAAUAGAUAGUAGAACUAAAUAAAGAUAUUAUUUUAGAAUAUUAUGUUUUAGGAUGUUAAGAUCUUUUUUAAUAUUUAGGAUAUUAAUGGUUAUUUUGUUUCUUAUUAUUUAGAUUUAGGUUAAUAUUUUAUUUCCUUUUUUUUAAUCUUAAUCAUGUAUAAAUAGAGGUAUUUCUCUCAUUGAUAAAAUAAUACAAAUUCAGUCACUACAAAAAAUAUGGCAUGUACCUACAUUUAUUUUGCCACGUUUAAUUAAUUGUGGCCAACUAUUUUGCAAUUAGGCCCACUUUUUGCAUUUAGGCACGCUUAUUAAGCGUGGGAAAAAUAGUGUCACAUAUAAGCGUGACUAUGAUUCAAAGAUAAAAUCAGCCACACUAAUAAGCGUGGCUAAAGCAUCAAUUCAGUCAUACUAAUAAGUGUGGCUAAUAUUCAAUAAAAAUAUAAAAAAAUAAAAAAUGAAUUCAGCCACAUUAAUAAGUGUGGCUAAAGGUUAAUUAAUUAAAAAAUAUAUAAAAAUCAAUUCAUCUUGGCUAAACACAAUUGAAAAAUAACGCAAUCUUCCCCAUUUCCUAAAUACUCCAAUUUUUUUUAAUCCUUAUUAAGCCCUCAUUCAAUCUUUCUUCCUUCCUCAUUUCCUGUGUUCAUUGUUGUUCUUCACUCCUUCACGCCUGAUUCUUUAGUCCUCAGUCCCUUAUUUCAUCUCUGUUUCUUCCUCGCGCGGUGUAGCCACAUCCUCCUCUUUCAUCUGCCUCACUCCCUCUCCUUCACGUCCUCAUGCGGUAACAAGGUUCACUCAUCAUUUCAUUUAAUUGAAUUGUUAAUGGCAAAUAAUACUUCCAUUUGUUUGGAGUCCUUCGAAUUACAGUGAUUAAUAAUGAUGUUGCAGAGAUUAGUGGAAGAUAGUGACCCGGCCAUAUAUGAGCUGAAGAAUACUACUUGCUAUUGGCCUAAUCUUGGAGGUUGUUUUUGUUGUGCACCGGCACCAGGCAGUAGAUGCAGCUUCUACAGAGGUUCGCUUCAAGGUGUUUAUGCUUCUGAUGAAAGACCUGCAACUGCUUGCUACUGGGUUUUGGGUCUCAAAAUGCUUCGCCUGCUACCGUGUCGUGGCUAUGAUCAUUUGAAUGGAAGCUGCUCCGUUUUGAAUUGCCUUGGACAUACAUUUUGUAUCUUUGAAUGUAUUAGUUGCGCUUGGACUUGAUUUUGUGUCUUUGGUUUGUAUUAGUAAUGAUGUGGCUUCUAAGUCUUGGACUAGAGUUGUAUUAAUAUGGCUUUUUUAUGGCAUUUUAUCAAAUUUAUUUUUCCA